Messenger RNA from Hippopotamus amphibius kiboko, 7425 nucleotides. RefSeq names its product collagen alpha-4(VI) chain-like. Gene Ontology annotation, biological process: extracellular matrix organization. Gene Ontology annotation, molecular function: serine-type endopeptidase inhibitor activity; extracellular matrix structural constituent conferring tensile strength. Bases 1 to 7077 code for a protein of 2358 amino acids. The transcript has 37 exons. Lineage: Eukaryota; Metazoa; Chordata; Mammalia; Artiodactyla; Hippopotamidae. The record is from RefSeq and is a predicted model, not a curated record.
AUGGAGACUUGGAAGACGUUUUGCGGGAUCAUCUUCCUUGCAGCUGGUUUUGGCUUCAUUAAGUCACAGAGAAUUGGGUGCAGGGAGGCCUCUGUGGGAGAUGUCGUGUUUCUGGUGGACACCGGCAUCAACUCCCAGAACACCCAGAGCGUGCGGAACUUCUUGUACACUGUGGUCAAAGGCUUCAAUGUCAGCGGAGAGGCGGUCCGCGUGGGGCUGGCCCAGUACAGCGAUGAGCCCCGAUCCGAGUUCCUCCUUUCCACCUAUCGCCACAAAGCCGGAGUGCUGAGACACAUCCAGAGGUUUCCAUUUACGCAGGGGGGCCACAAGAUGGGUCUGGCCCUGCAGUUCCUCCUAGAUCACCACUUCCAGGAAACAGCGGGCAGCCGGGCAAGCAGGGGUGUGCCUCAGGUCGCCGUGGUGAUCAGCAGCGGCCCCACAGAGGACCACGUGCAAGAGCCAGCAGAGGCCUUUAGGAGGGCAGGCAUCCUCCUCUUCGCCUUGGGCAUCGGAGAUGCAGCUUCAGCAGAGCUCAGGGAGAUUGCGAGCAGUCCUGCGGAGAAGUUUGUCGCCUCUGCUCCCAGCUUCUCUGGUCUGGGCAGUCUCGCCCGGAAGCUACGCCAGGAGCUCUGUGAUACUUUGGCAAAGGCAGCUCCACCUGUUGGCCAUGGCUCUCCAGCUUGCAGAGAAGCAGUCCUGGCAGACAUUGUCUUCCUAGUAGACAGCUCAACCAGCAUCGGACCCCAGAACUUCCAGAAAGUGAAGAACUUCCUUCACUCUGUCGUCUUGGGUCUGGACAUCAGCAGUGACCAGGUCCGAGUGGGACUUGCUCAGUAUAAUGACAACAUCUACCCAGCCUUUUGGCUGAACCAGUACCCUCUGAAGAGUGUGGUCCUAGAGCAGAUCCGGAACCUGCCUUACCGUACAGGAGGCACAAACACAGGGAGUGCCCUGGAGUUCGUCAGGACCAACUACUUGACUGAGGCAGCUGGCAGCCGGGCCAAGGAUGGGGUUCCCCAGAUAGUUAUCCUGGUGACAGAUGGGGAGUCAAAUGAUGAAGUCCAGGAGGCAGCGGACAGGUUGAAACAAGAUGGGGUUGUGCUGUACGUGGUAGGGGUCAACGUCCAGGAUGUCCAGGAGUUGCAAACAAUAGCCAGUGAGCCAUUAGAGAAGUUUCUCUUCAGCACUGAAAACUUCAACAUCCUGCAGGAUUUCUCAGGAAGCAUUCUCCAGACUCUGUGCUCAGCCAUGGAGAGCAAGAUCAAAGAUUCUGCCCAGCGCUAUGCAGAUGUCGUCUUUCUCGCUGACACCUCACAGAACACAUCACAGACCAGUUUCCAGUGGAUGCAGAAUUUCAUCUCUAGAGUGGUUGGCAUGCUGGAUGUUGGCAGGGACAAGUACCAGAUUGGGUUGGCUCAAUAUGGUGGUCAAGAUCACACCGAAUUUUUGCUCAGCACUUACCAGACCCAGGAUGAGAUAAAGAAUCACAUUCAUGAACGCUUUGUGCUCCAGGGAGGCUCCAGGAGGACAGGCAAAGCUCUACAAUACCUUCAUCAGACCUUCUUCCGGGAGGCAGCAGGAAGCCGGUUUCUUCAGCGCAUUCCCCAAUAUGUAGUGUUCAUGACCUCAGGCAAAUCUGAGGAUGAAGUCCACGAGGCUGCACAGACAUUGAGGGAGAAGGGCGUGACAGUCAUGUCUGUGGGUGUUCAAGACUUUGACAGGAGAGAACUAGAGCGGAUAGGCACCCCAUCCCUCGUGUAUGAGAUGCAAGGAGAAGACGGGGUCAGACAGGUGGUGCAGGACAUGAGUGGGGUGAUCCAAGGGACUGGGCAGCUUGAGACCAAGAACGAAUUCAAGCUCGAGCCUGUAGUAGCGUGUCCGACUGCUAUCCCGGCUGACUUGGUAUUCCUCAUUGAGGAACUUAGCACGGCUCAGCAGUUGAACUUCCAACAAGUUGUCAAAUUCUUAAAGACCACCGUCAGCUCUCUAAAUAUUCAUCCAGAUGUUGUGCGAAUUGGCUUGGUCUUUUACAGUGAGGAACCACGACUUGAGUUCUCUCUGGAUACAUUUCAGAAUCCAGUCAAGAUCUUGGAGCAUCUGGACAAAUUAACCUAUAAGGGAAAAGGAGGAAGGACCAAUACUGGUGCUGCUUUGGAUUUCCUAAGGAACGAGGUUUUCAUUCAGGAGAAGGGCAGCCGGUCCCAGCAAGGUGUGCAGCAGGUAGCCAUGGUCAUCAUGGAAGGUUUCUCCCAGGACAAUGUGUCCAGACCAGCUUCCCUCCUCCGCAGGGCGGGGGUGACUGUCUAUGCAGUGGGUACCGAGCUUGCCUUGGAGAGCAUGGACCUGGAGAAGAUAGCGUCAUAUCCUCCUUGGAAGCAUGUCAUCUCCCUGGAAUCUUUUUUGCAACUUGCUGUUGUGGGAAGCAAGAUUAAGAACUGGCUCUGUCCUGAGAUUUCAGCCAACAGGGUUUCCAAGUCUGGGAUGGGCUUUGCCCUACAAGAAGGCUGUGCGCACGUCCAGAGGGCAGACAUUUACUUCCUUAUCGAUGGGUCUGGCCGCAUCCACCAAGAUGACUUUCUCGAAAUGAAGGUGUUCAUGAAUAAGGUGAUAAAGAUGUUCCAGGUCGGGCCCGACAGAGUGCAGUUCGGAGUCGUUCAGUACUCAGACGGGAUCAGCAGCCACUUCACCCUCAGCCAGCAUUCCAGUGUGGCAGGGCUGAAGGUGGCCAUUGAUGGCAUCCAGCAGAAGGGAGGUGGCACCAUGACAGGUCAGGCCUUGGGGCGCAUGAUUCAGGUCUUUGCAGACACUGCUCGCAGCCAUGUGCCUUGGUAUCUCAUCCUCAUCACUGACAGCAAAUCUAUGGACCCUGUAGCCGAGGCUGCGGAGGCGUUGAGGGGAGACGGAGUCACCAUUUAUGCUAUUGGAGUCAGAGAUGCUAGUGCUGUUGAGCUUCAGGAGAUAGCUCAACAGAGGAUGUUUUUUGCCCACGAUUUUGAUUCCUUGAGGGCCAUUCAGCAGGAAGUGGUCCAGGACAUCUGCUCCUCAGAGACCUGUAAGAAAAGGAAAGCUGACAUUAUCUUCCUGAUGGAUGGUUCAGAAUCCAUCUCCCCAAAAGAUUUUGAGAAGAUGAAGGGAUUCAUGAAGCGAGUGGUCAACCAAUCUAAUAUUGGUGCCAAUGAAGUUCAGAUUGGCCUUCUGCAGUUCAGCUCAAACCCCCAGGAAGAAUUUAGGCUUAACCGAUACGCCUCAAAGGUAGACAUUCACAGAGCCAUCUCGGAUGUUAAGCAAAUCAACGAAGGCACCCACACUGGGAAAGCCCUGAACUUCACUCUGCCUUUUUUUGGUAGUGCAAGAGGAGGGCGGCCCAGUGUCCCUCAGUAUUUGAUUGUGGUCACCGAUGGGAUUGCUCUGGAUGAUGUAACCAUACCAGCCAAGGCCCUCAGGGACAGAAACAUCAUUAUUUUUGCCAUCGGAGUGGGAAAAGCCAAACAUUCUCAGCUUUUGGAGAUCACUGAUGACCAGAGCAAAGUGUACUAUGAAGAAAACUUUGAGUCCCUGAAAAACCUGGAGAAGGAAAUUCUUUACAAGCUCUGCAUUCCAUCUGAUCUACAAGUCCCUGGAUGCAACGUAGAUUUGUCUGUAGGAAUUGAUCUGUCCACUCCCACGAGGCAAGUUCAGCAGAAGCUUCAAGUGUUGCUGCCAGAGCUGAUGCAGGAGCUGGCUGUGCUGUCCAAUAUCAGCUGUAGUGUUCCUGGUCUGACUUACGUGAUGUUCCGUUACCUGGUUCCCAGCGCAAAGGGCCAGCUUAUCUUUGACUCCAGUUUUGAAAAGUACAGUAAUGAGACCAUUCAGAAGUUCUUGAUUCAUCAGGCUGCCAGUAGCAACCAAAUGGAUGUGGAUUUUUUGCAGUCCCUCGGAGAGAGUGCUAUCCAUCUCUCUUCUGCCAAAGUGAAGGUCCUUUUAGUAUUCACAGAUGGACUGGAUGAUGAUUUAGAGAGACUGAAGGAAACAUCCGAGCUUCUCCGCAGCAAAGGAUUCUCUGGACUCCUGACUGUUGGCCUGGAAGGUGUCUAUAAAUUAGAGGAGCUCCAGGAGCUGGAGUUUGGCAGAGGAUUUGCAUAUACUCAGCCUCUCAGCAUCACACUGCAAUCUCUUCCAAGCAUCUUACGGAAGCAACUUGAUAUAGUUGUAGAAAGAACAUGCUGCAAUACGUAUAUAAAGUGCUUUGGAGAAGAUGGGGACAGAGGUGAUGGUGGGAGCCCAGGGAGGAAGGGAGGAAGGGGCUCUGAUGGGUUACCUGGUCAUCCUGGUGAAGAUGGUAGUCAUGGAGAAAGAGGCCCCCGAGGUCUUCCUGGACCCCGAGGUGAGGAAGGAUGCCAGGGUACGAGAGGACCCAAGGGAGCAAGAGGAUUUUCGGGAGAAAAGGGCAACCCUGGUGAGGAGGGUGCUGCUGGCUUGGAUGGAGAACAGGGUAAUCGUGGAGUCCCAGGGUCAUCUGGAGAAAAAGGAAAUCAGGGAAAUAGGGGCUUGACGGGACCACCUGGACAACCUGGAGAGCAUGGAGAGCCUGGGCUAAGGGGAGAGCCUGGGGAUCCUGGAAUUGAUAGUUUCAUCCAGGGCCCUAAGGGAGGAAAAGGAAGGCGUGGACAUAAGGGACGUUCUAGCAUCAGUGGACCUCAGGGGGAAGUGGGAAAUGCUGGCCCUCAGGGAAGUAUAGCCGGUUCAAGAGGAAGACGGGGUCUGCCAGGGCUGAAGGGUGUGCGUGGAGACUCUGGUGAACGGGGUUAUGAAGGAGAGCUCGGGUACCCAGGCUCACAGGGACGGAGAGGAAGACAAGGACCACCAGGAAUUUUUGGAGAAAAAGGUUUACUGGGUGCUCAGGGGACUCCUGGGCCUCCAGGGCCAAAUGGUUCAAAAGGAAAAUACGGACGAAGAGGAAUAAAGGGAGAGCUUGGUGAUGUAGGAGAAAGAGGACCACAGGGUCUACAAGGACGAAGAGGGCAACCUGGUCUUUCUGGUCCAGAUGGAUAUGGACAUCCAGGAAGAAAAGGAAGAAAGGGUGAACUUGGACUUCCUGGCUACCCUGGUGUGCAAGGAGAAGAUGGUGACCCAGGCCAGCAAGGAGAAAAGGGGGCAAAGGGAGUCAGAGGGAAGAGGGGUCAUGCUGGACUUCCUGGAUUCGUUGGAACCCCAGGUGACCCAGGCCUUCCAGGACCAGUGGGCAUCAAGGGCCCCAAAGGUGCGGUAGACAUGAUGCCUUGUGAAAUCAUCGAUUUUGCUCGUGAAAAUUGCCCCUGUUCAGCAGGUGUUUCCAAAUGCCCAGGGUUCCCGACUGAGGUGGUCUUCGCCUUGGACAUGUCAAAUGACGUCUCCCAGUUGGAUUUCGAGAGGAUGAAAGGCAUUUUACUAUCUCUGUUGAUGAAGAUGGAAAUCACCGGGAGUAACUGCCCCACGGGUGCCCGGGUGGCCAUAGUCUCCUACAACAGCAAAACAGAGUACCUGGUUCGCUUCUCUGACCACAAGGGGCGGCCCGCGCUCCUGCGGGCGGUCAGGGGACUCUCCCUGGUAGGGUCCUCUGGCAGCAGGAACCUUGGGGACGCCAUGAGGUUUGUGGCGAGACACAUAUUCAAACGCGUGCGCGCGGGACGCCUCCUGAGGAAGGUGGCCGUGUUCUUCCAGGCGGGCUGGACCUGGGAUGCAGCUUCCAUCAGCACCGCCACGCUGGAGUUCAGUGCGCUGGACGUCACCCCUGCUGUCAUCACCUUCACGGAGGACCACAACCUCCCCAAUGCCCUGCUGGUGGAUGGAACCAACAGAUUUCAUCUGUACAUCUGGGCGACAGAGAGCCAGCAGGAUGUGGAGCGCAUGGCCCGCUGUACUCUCUGCGAUGAUCGGUGCCAUCCAACCCCAGAGUGCGGGCUGGGCGAGCUCGGGCCACUGGCGGUGGACGCGGAUGUAGCCUUCGUGGUGGACAGCUCCCGCGAUGUGGGCACUGACCUCUACCGCACGGCCUUGACCCUGGUGGAUGCUGCGCUCGAUGACCUGGAGGUGGCUGCGCAGCCCAGCGCAUCCCCCCACGGGGCCCGCACGGCCCUGGUGACACACACGACCCCCGGCUUCUGGCCGGGGGCGGGAUGGCCCCCUGUGCGCGAGGGCUUCCACCUGACCUCAUACAGCCACAGGAAGCAGAUGCAGCAGCACAUCCGCGAGGCCGUGGACCACCCCCUGCAGGGAGCCCCGGCCCUGGGCCACGCCCUGGAGUGGGCGCUGGAGAAGGUGCUCCUGGCGGCCCCGCUACCCAGGAAGGCGCAGGUCCUUUUUGCCAUCGUGGCCAGCGAGACCAGCAGCUGGGACCGGGAGAAGCUAAGGGCUCUGUCCCUGGAGGCCAAGUGCAAGGGCAUCACAGUGUUUGUGCUGGCCUUGGGCCUGGGCGUCGGGCCCCGCGAGCUGGCGGAGCUGGUCCAGGUGGCCAGCGCCCCAUCCCAGCAGCACCUGCUGCGCCUAGAGGGGGUCUCCGAUGCGGAGGUGGCCUAUGCCCGGGGCUUCACGCGCGCCUUCCUGAACCUCCUGAAAAGUGGAACAAACCAGUACCCACCCCCAAAGCUCACUGAAGAGUGUAGAGGCCUGAGCCGAGGGGACACCCUGCUGCAACCCAUCCUGCCUGUUAAGAGGUUGCCCAAGCGCCAGUUUAGCAAAUCUGGCUUUGCUGAUGGUUUGGAAGCACUGGAAGCAACAGGCUCUUUUCUAGAGGAGAAUAGAAAAGCCACAAUGACAUCUUUCACUCAGCAAGAAGCACUCAAAAACUAUGGAAAAAGUGGUUAUGAUGCUGAAGAAAAUGAACAAGAAAAGUCCGCAAAACCGGAAGAAUCUGGAAAAGAAAGACAUUCAGGCACUGCCUUUGGUCCAUGUUCUCUGGAUCCAGUGGAAGGCGAGUGCCAGGAUUAUGUCCUGAAAUGGUCCUUUAAUGAAAAGGAACAGGCUUGCCGACAGUUCUGGUAUGGCAGCUGUGGGGGCAAUGCCAACCGUUUUGAGACUAAGGAAGAAUGUGAGGCUCGAUGUGUUCCAGUACCCUUAUAGAGACAGGCAGCGCCUCAGUGUUGCUGCCUCUGUUUUAAUAACUCAUGAAUCAGAGUUUACCUUUCCUGAGACAGUGCCACACAGAUCAUAAGUGAUGACGGCCAAGCCGCAACCUCAGAGGUCAGAUUCCCCACCCUGUGAAGUUUUUCUUGCCAGCGAGGGCUUGGCCAGGUGAUUUGUGAAGGACUGCAUUCCAGUAGUUUCAAAAAGGAAGCGAAACUUUCCUGAAACUUCUUCUAAUGAGUUAAAACUGAAUGAGAAAGAAACUUGAACUUGGCCUUACCUAAAAAUUUUCUUGGCAUUGUAGCAAAAAGAAAAUUUUCUUGAGAUACAAUUGACAUACAAUAA